CACAGAUUUCUGGGAACAAGAAGAAAAUGAUGAACAAAGUACUAGUUCUUUUUGCCCUGGUGGCACUUGUGUCUUCAGCUCCUCAGCCAAGGAAGCUGUUCCACGAGCAUGUCGAGGAUUUCGUGGACGUCAUCAUGCAGGAGUCGAAUGAGGAAAUAGCGCAGCUGAUGGAACUUUACUCCGAAUUUGACGAAUUCUGGAAGGCAAUCGAUUACAUGAAGACGAAUAACUUCAAAGAAAUUAUUUACGAAAUGGAGUCUUUGCCUGAAUUUAUUGCUGUGAUUGACUUCUUGGAGAACGACAACAUUGAUGUGCAUUACUUCAUUGACAUGCUGAACGAAAUUAUUGAAAAUGUAGAACGGAACGCGCUAGCUCGUCAAUCUGCCAGCGGCCGUGAUCUCACAGCAUUCACCAGGGAUUGCAUCGCUGUGUUCCCGAAAGAGAAACUAGCAGCUCUCUUCGACCAGAAAAUGGCUGAAGAUGAUGAGUUCAAGACUGCCAUCCAGAACCUGGAAAGCGAGGAAUGGGCAGCUGUCUUCUCAGCACUAUGGGAAAGUGAAGUUUUCCAAGCAGAAGUUGCUGCUCUCUCCGAAAAUGGAAUCGAAAUCAGCGUCCUCUUUGAACAACUCCUCGCGAUUUUUGGACAGAACUAUAUAAAACGCAUUGGUACCGUUGAAUCAGCAUCACAGAAUUCAGGAAGCGAUACCAGAAUGAUGAAGCAAGCUCUAGUAGUCCUCGCCCUGGUGGCCCUCGCCUUCUCAGCGCCUCAAACCAGGAAGCUGUUCCAUGAACAUGUUGAAGACUUUUUGGACAUCAUCAUGGACGAGGCUGGUCAUGAGAUUGAGCACCUGAAUGAACACUACCUUGAGUACGAUGAGUUCUGGACUGCCCUGGACUACAUGAGGACCAACAACUUCAAAGAUUUAGUCUACGAAAUGGAAUCGUUACCUGAAUUUGUUGCUGUGAUCGAAUUCUUGGAACAAGACAACAUUGACAUUCACUACUUCAUUGACUUGUUCAACGAGAUGAUCGAGAGCAUUCAAAGGGCAAGGUCGGCUCGUCACUCCACCAGCGGCCGUGACUUCACCUCCUUCAUGAGAGACUGCAUCGACGCCUUCCCCAAGGAUAAACUAUCAGCUCUUUUCGAACAGAAGAUGGCUGAGGAUGAGGAGUUCAGCACUGCCAUCUCCAACCUGAAGAGUGAACAGUGGGAUGCUGUCUUCUCCGCUCUCUGGGCCAACCCUGUCUUCCAAGCUGAGGUUGCCACCCUUAAUGAGAACGGUAUUGACGUCAAAGUCUUCCUUGACGAAAUUGUGGCAAUUUUCGGUCAAAACUAAACUACGGAAUAGUGAAUCUAUUUUGUGAGUAAAUCCUCCACAAUGUUGUACUUAAAAGCUAAGAAAGUCUAUGAUCGCUAUGAGUAUCAAUGUUGAAUAAAUUAUGUUAUAAUUGUCAUCAA
This is a messenger RNA of Spodoptera litura, 1459 nucleotides long. RefSeq lists its product as uncharacterized. NCBI's taxonomy places the organism in Eukaryota, Metazoa, Arthropoda, Insecta, Lepidoptera, Noctuidae. The record is from RefSeq and is a predicted model, not a curated record.